UGGUCCUUCGUCUACAAGGCCGGGCUCCGCCAGUACCUGCAGUCAGACGCAGCCAAGGGUCUCGUAUCACUCCGCUUGGAGGCCUCGGGCACCUCCAAGAUCACCGACGCGCUCUGGCGCGGCCUCUGCGGAGAGCAGCACAACCUCCCGGAACUCCAGCAGUUGACUCUGCGCAAGAUUCCGGACCUGACGCCCAAGGCGUUGUGGUGCAUUCUUCGCACUCGCCAUGCGUCCGGGUGCACUCGCCCGCUCCUCGUGGAAUGGGAGGGCUGCGAGAUCCCUUCCAGCGUUGCGAAUGAGGCUCGUGAGCUAGAGAUUUAUAUCGAGAAGUCUAGUUUCUUUUCGGCGCGCUCAAUUGGACAGUCUACAGUCUUACCAUAGGCCUAGUCAUAAAUUCUCGUCACUCUAUGAUACCCAUUUCGCGCUGUACGGUUCGUG
Schizophyllum commune H4-8 is the source of this 438-nucleotide messenger RNA. RefSeq lists its product as uncharacterized. The annotation marks the transcript as partial. NCBI's taxonomy places the organism in Eukaryota, Fungi, Basidiomycota, Agaricomycetes, Agaricales, Schizophyllaceae. The transcript has a single exon. The record is from RefSeq and is a predicted model, not a curated record.